Molecule: messenger RNA, 1323 nt
Organism: Mytilinidion resinicola
Lineage: Eukaryota; Fungi; Ascomycota; Dothideomycetes; Mytilinidiales; Mytilinidiaceae
Exons: 2
Coding region: 1-1323 (440 amino acids)
Source: RefSeq, a predicted model, not a curated record
AUGCGGUUCAACGCCAUCCCAUCGCGGCCCAAGGGCGAUGACCGACGCAUGCGAAAUCCCGAUCCGCCUACUCGAAAAGUCUUCAACUGUAUCGUCGACGAGUCUGCUCUGGUCGCAGGCGUCAAGAAGAGCACCAGGGAUGGCAUUAGGAAAUGGGUGACUAGCGGCGCCAUACGCCUUUUUGUCCCACUAUACACACUUUCGCAGCUGGAUCGCCUAAAGAAGGGCAACGAUCGAGUCAACGUAGACGCCCGAGAGGCUAUCAAAUGGCUAGACGAUAUCACCUCGAUGCCCACGAUUCAAACCACAGGAUUGGUACAGAUUGAAGGAGCCGACGAGAUGUAUCUCACAUGGGCCGAAGUGGAGAAGUUCUUGCUACCAGAGACUCUACUCUCGAUGGAUGAGUCCGAGUCCGACGAGGACUCUUUGCCCGAGGACUUGGAGAAUUCUCUCACCAUCGUAGACCAGUCUGACGAAGCGUCCAUGAGCUCUACUCACAGCAUCGAGGAUAGGGCAAAGACACCUUCCUCUCCACGCUCCAUCUACUCUUCAACAAGCCCGGACCUCCUGAAUGCCAACCCGUAUAAUGGAGCUAGCUCCGUCACUUCUGCGGAGGCCCUAAACCGAACAGCACGAAACAGUGCCGAUUUGCCUCGCAAUGAUAAUACUCCAAAAAGCGUCGUCCCCGUACGACUCCAACAGCUAUUCAAUCACGUACUAUGGCGGAUCAACCAGGAGACGAACGUCGAUGCUGCGUUCGAGAGUUUCAUUCUUCUCACGAACGAUCCACAGAAGCAAACCAUUGGCCAGAGAUUCGGGAUCCGAGCCAAACGUCUCGAACAGCUCCGCGACGCUGUUGGUCGCGAAGACAGAGAUUACAAGAACCGCUUGGCUUUGUUCAAGAAAGAGACAGAUAUACUCCCUCCUGUUCCUGACAAGACUGCGGUCACCCAAGAAACGCCGGAAACCCGCGGUAUCUCCGCUGAGCCCAAGGAGCCAGAUUCCGAUGAUGAGGACGUCGUCCUGUUCAAGCAGACCCCGCGUGGACCACAUGCCACUAAUGGACAGCGGAUGCUGGACCCCAACGACUUUGGCAGGGCCUCGCCUCAAACACAAGCACCCUCGCCGCGCGGUGGACGUGGCGGUAGCCGUGGAAUUCAUCGAGGAAGUCGUGGAACUUACGCACCCCCUAUGGUGCCUCGUACCGCAGCUUUACCUCGAAUUGACCCCAAUCAGCCCAUUGACCCGGACUCUUACUCCCGACCACCACCAAGAGUUGCGGCCGUUCGCGGCGGAAGACGAAAGCUAUGGGAACCCACGUAG